AAUAAAAAAGUGCAUACAUUACUUGCAUUACAUGGCUUCUAAAGUUGCCAUAGCGACGGCCUCGCAAAUUCAAAACACAACACGUGGGAGUCGUUCUGAUGAGUUGACGGUCCGAGAGACGAAUAUUUGCCGACAUUAAUUUAAACAAAGACAAUGAGUACGUUUAUAUAUAACAUGCAAAUAAAAGAUGGGGAGUACACGAAAGUGAUAUACACAAUGAUAAAAGAACAACGCUAUGCCGAGACUGUACAAUUGUUGACAGUGCUUUUAGACUCCUACUCCUCGUCGAGGCCUUGCCUGUCCCUGCUGGCCUUCUGUUACUUUUACACUCAAGAAUUCUUGGCUGCAGCCAAUUGCUACGAGAAAUUGAUAAAUAUGUGUCCCGAUGAGCCGAUUUAUAAAUUGUACCAGGCCCAAGCCCUCCACCAGGCUUGCCUGUACCCAGAAGCUUGGUCCGUUUGCGCGAGCAUCGCCAAUAAUCCCAGUCUCGAGGUGAGGGUCAAGAAACUCCAAGCUGCCAUCAAAUACGGCGAAGAAGACACCGUAGCUGCGAAAAGUUACGUCGACCAGUGUCCUCCCGAUGAUAUCGAUACAGAAAUUAAUUUCGGAUGUCUGAUGUACCAGGAGAACGAAUACGAACAGGCUUUGAAGAAAUUUUCCAAUGCCUUGCAGAUCACGGGUUUUCGACCUCACUUGUCUUACAACGUAGCUUUGUGUUACUACAGGCUAAAGCAAUAUACAUCAGCCUUAAAGCAUAUUGCGUACAUAAUUGAGCAAGGAAUCAAAGAACAUCCCGAGCUGAAUGUCGGUAUGAAUACAGAAGGGAUAGAAGUGACAAGCGUGGGAAAUACACUGACUCUUCAUGAAACAGCUUUGACAGAAGCUUUUAAUUUGAAAGCUGCGAUUGAAUUCGAGCUAAAAAAUUAUGAGGCUGCAAAAGAUGCACUGACGGAUAUGCCUCCACGGUCGGAAGAGGAAUUGGACGCUGUGACUUUGCAUAAUCAAGCUUUGAUUAAUAUGGAUACAAAGCCAAAUGAGGGAUUUGAAAAGUUACACUUUUUACUGAAACAAAAUCCUUUUCCUCCCGAGACAUUUGCAAACAUCUUGUUGUUGUACUGCAAGUAUCAGUAUUACGACGUAGCGGCAGAUAUUCUAGCGGAAAAUGUGCAUCUAACUUACAAGUACUUGAGUCCCUAUCUCUACGAUUUCCUGGACGCCCUGAUAACUCAGCAAACAGCGCCGGAGGACGCGUACCGCAAGUUCGACGAGCUCGCGAACAAGCACACCGAGAUCUUGCGAAAAACGACGAAGCAGCUGCAGGAGGCGCGACUGAAUCACGACGAGGGCGCGGCGAAAAAGGCGAUCAAGGAUUACGACGAGGCCCUCGAGCGCUACGUCCCGGUGCUGAUGGCCCAGGCAAAAAUAUUCUGGGACCUGGGCAAUUACGCACAAGUCGAGAAGAUAUUCAAAAAGAGUGUCGAGUUUUGCAACGAGCACGAGGUCUGGAAGCUCAACGUUGCCCACACCGUUUUCAUGCAGGAGAACAAGUUCCGGGACGCGGUUGGAUUUUACGAGCCAAUUGUCAAAAAGAAAUACGACAAUCUCCUGGACGUGAGCGCGAUAGUUUUGGCGAACCUGUGCGUGAGUUACAUAAUGACGUCGCAGAACAGCGAGGCCGAGCAGCUAAUGAAGAAGAUCGAAAAGGAGGAGGACAGCGUUUUCGGGGAGGAGCAGGACAAGAAGCUUUUCCACCUGUGCAUCGUCAACCUGGUGAUUGGUACGCUCUACUGCGCCAAGGGUAACUACGAGUUUGGGAUAUCGCGCGUUAUGAAGAGCCUCGAGCCGUACAGCAAAAAACUCGGCACCGACACCUGGUACUACGCGAAACGAUGCUUCCUCUCGCUCCUCGAGCAAUUGACAAAGCAACUGGUUGUACUCAACGACAACACGCUGCAGGAUUGCAUUCAAUUCUUCGAGCACUGCGAACUUUACGGAAGAGAAAUACCAACUGUUUUGGAGUCGACGUUGGACGCGUCGGAGAUAUCAUCCGUGCCCACGAUCAAACCCAAGGAGACUGUCACUUAUGAGGCUAGAUACUUGAAGGCUUUGUUUUUGAAAUAUCAAAUGUCCUAAUGUACAUACAUUAUUUUUAAUCUGGAUUUAUUUAUUCUUACCUCAUGUCACUGUUAUUGUAAGGUCACACUGUUUAUUUAUAUCUAGCGUAUAUAUACAUAUUUUUUCAUGCGAUCACCUGUUGUUGUUGCCAAGCGAUCUUUUUAAUUAAUUGUUGUAUCU
Molecule: messenger RNA, 2295 nt
Organism: Copidosoma floridanum
Lineage: Eukaryota; Metazoa; Arthropoda; Insecta; Hymenoptera; Encyrtidae
Gene: Ttc30
Product: tetratricopeptide repeat domain 30
Biological process (GO): intraciliary transport
Cellular component (GO): intraciliary transport particle B; axonemal microtubule
Molecular function (GO): intraciliary transport particle B binding; protein binding
Source: RefSeq, a predicted model, not a curated record